Aegilops tauschii subsp. strangulata is the source of this 2289-nucleotide messenger RNA. RefSeq names its product probable transcription factor GLK2. The record is from RefSeq and is a predicted model, not a curated record. Gene Ontology annotation, cellular component: nucleus. Gene Ontology annotation, biological process: positive regulation of DNA-templated transcription. Lineage: Eukaryota; Viridiplantae; Streptophyta; Magnoliopsida; Poales; Poaceae. Gene Ontology annotation, molecular function: transcription cis-regulatory region binding; DNA-binding transcription factor activity.
CGGAGGUUUGUGGUGGACAUGCGUCCUCCUCGCUCCUCUAAUACUCCCAAAUCACCACCAAACUAGCUAGUCCAUCCCAUUGCUCUCAACCUCCUUCCACAUCCCCCUCUCUCCUCCCUUCUUCCUCCUAUCCAUUGGAGAUCUCCAUUGGAGAGAGCUCUACCUGGCCUGCCUGCUGCUCAUGCACUGCACUGCCGAUCUUGCUACCACUCCAAGCCCAGGUUCAUAGCCGACUGGCUAUAUAGCCCGUAGCUCCAUAUACCCACCGAUCGAGAUCGCUGCCAUCGUCAAGUCGGCUGAGAUUUAGAGUGGUGUUUGGUGCGAAGAUUACUCCAAGUCAAUUCCUUCCCGUCUCUGCCGAUCCUGCGAGCUACGUACGGCGAGAUUGGGAUGCUUGAGGUGGUCACGCUGCAAAGCCCUAAUCCGGCCGUCUUCAACCUCGGCGACCACCACCAUGUCGAUGUCGGGUUCCCGGAGGCCACCGUGGAGGAGGACGACUUCCUGCUGGACUACAUCGACUUCAGCACGUGCGACAUGCCCUUCUUCCACGUCGAUGACGGCGACGACAUCCUCCCCGACCUCGAGGUCGACCCGACCGAGCUCCUCGCCGAGUUCGCCGACGAGCCGGCGACGACGACGGUGCUGAGCCCGGCGGCAGAGCCGGCGCCAGACGGCUGCGAAACCCACCAUGGCGACGAGGCGAAGACGGCCGUGGAAACGGAACUACCGGCAGAGAUGUGCAUGGAACUACCAGAAGGCAAGGGCGAGACGAAGGGGUUGUUGUCGUCGGAAGAGAAAGAUGUGAAGCAGCACAACGACAACAAGAACAAUAACAACGUGGGCGAUGAGGUUUGCAGCGCGGUGACGACGGACGAUUAUUCCGCUGCGGUCGGGUGUGAGAACAGCAAGUCGUCGGCGUCGGCAGAGGGGCACAGCAAGAUGACGUCGAAGCCCGCGUCGGCAGCCGCGGCGACCAAGAGCUCCCACGGCAGGCGGAAGGUGAAGGUGGACUGGACGCCGGAGUUGCACCGGCGGUUCGUGCAGGCGGUGGAGCAGCUGGGGCUGGACAAGGCGGUGCCGUCGCGGAUCCUGGAGCUCAUGGGCAACGAGUACCGCCUCACGCGCCACAACAUCGCCAGCCAUCUCCAGAAGUACCGGUCACACAGGAAGCACCUGAUGGCGAGGGAGGCGGAGGCGGCGAGCUGGACGCAGAAGCGGCAGAUGUACGCGGCGGCCGGCGGGCCGAGGAAGGACGCGGCGGCGGGAGGCGGCCCGUGGGUCGUGCCGACGGUCGGGUUCCCGCCCCCGGGGACGAUGCCGCCGCACGCGGGGAUGGCGCACCACCCCGGCCAGCCGCCGCCGUUCUGCCGGCCGCUGCACGUGUGGGGCCAUCCCACCGGCGUCGACGCGACGCUGCCGCUGUCACCGCCGUCCAUGUUGCCCGUGUGGCCGCGGCACCUGGCGCCGCCGCCGGCGUGGGCGCACCAGCCGCCGGUGGACCCCGUCUACUGGCACCAGCAGUACAACGCUGCGAGGAAAUGGGGCCCGCAGGCAGUGACACAGUGCGUUCCGCCGCCGAUGCCUCCUGCGGCCGUGAUGCAGAGGUUUGCUGCGCCGCCGAUGCCGGGGAUGGUGCCGCAUCCUAUGUACAGACCGAUCCCGCCGCCGCCGUCGCCGGUGCCGCAGAGCAAUAAAGUCGCCGGCCUGCAGCUUCAGCUCGACGCCCACCCGUCCAAGGAGAGCAUCGACGCAGCCAUCGGAGACGUUUUAGUGAAGCCAUGGCUGCCGCUUCCCCUGGGGCUCAAGCCCCCGUCGCUGGACAGCGUCAUGUCGGAGCUGCACAAGCAAGGCAUACCCAAGGUCCCGCCGGCGGCCACAACGAACUGCGACGGCGCCGCCUGAGAGUACGUACGUCUCAACCACCGCCGGCGCUGGAGCCAUCAUGCUGCUGCUUCCCCCCUCUCUGGGUGACACAACUCGUCGACAACUCGUCCGUCUGCACCUACGUGCAUAGGUAUGACUGAUCGACCGGCCGGUCGGUCGACGUACGCGUGCGCGUGUAGAUUAAUACUCAUAGUUAUAAUAAUGUACUGUCCUGGGUGUGUCUGUAUGAGUGCACUGACAUGGAUCUCUGGGUUUUUCCUCUCGUGUACGUGCGCGCUGUGCGCACACAUGAGAGCCGCGUCUAUAUUGUUGGGAUGGAACAACUUAUAUUAUUGGACUGGUAAAUGAAUAACCAAGGAUGCAUGCAUGCUCCGUGUGGAAAUGCACUUGCAUAUUUCUGCGAAA